AAAUAAUAAAUAAACACGCAAUGGCCAAGAAGAACAGCAAAAAGAGGUACCGGAAUGAGCACAAGAAGAACCUUCAAGACUAUGAGAAGUACACCAAGAAAAAGGAGGAAAAGCGUCUCAGGAAAAAUGCCAGAGUCGAUGCUAAGAGUCUCAAGCAGAAAGUUGAAGAGCGUAAAGAGCAAAUGCAAAGUACUAGAAGAAACAGAGGCCCCAACUCUUCCACGAAGAAGUCUACGAUGCCUGUCAUCCGCUCCAAAGUGAAGCAAGAGCAGCUCGUCGAGCAGUUCAAGCAAAUGAAACUCGACCGUUUGUCCAGAAUGGACAGGCGAGAUGCUGCCGUGGAGUCCAUCAAGGAGACUCAAGACCAACAGAGCGACGAAGUCAUGAAGGGAGAGAAGGUCAAGAAGAGAAAGAGAAGCAAAGCUUACCAGAAAAUGGUCAAGGCUGCCUUGAGAUCUGCAGCUAAAAGACCAAUCCUUGUCAAACGCAAGAUGGAGGUUGACUAAGAGUAUAAUUUCUAAAAUUUGAACUGG
Messenger RNA from Moneuplotes crassus, 533 nucleotides. The record is from the annotation of a GenBank genome assembly. Lineage: Eukaryota; Ciliophora; Spirotrichea; Euplotida; Euplotidae.